CACUUUAGCACACUUGCAAUUUCUUUUUCAAUCCCACACAGAGAAGAAUAUCGCAGGGGGAGAGAGAGAGAGAGAGAGGACGCAGCAGUGGCUGCAAUCUGAGCCUGAAGCCGACCUUACCAACAACCCCCGAGACACCGACUGCGACAGAGAGAGAGAGCGACGCGCGCGCGCGCACUAGCAGACACGCGCUCUUUCGAGAAACCCAGAAAUCUUUUGCAUUUUUUUUUAGCGGAGUUGGAGCUCAAAUGGCGCAAAUAAUGGGCAUGUACAGGAUCGAAGCUUGUGGGAUAGUGUAGGAGAAGGGAAGGCUGUAAGACGCUUUCACUUCUCUCACUCUCUCGCACUCUCGCUCUUUGCUCGGGACCUUUUCGGUUUCUUGAGCUCUCUGCCUUUGAAUGGCUUACCGGAGAAUGGUGUCUGGGAGCUUGGAUCCGGAGAGGAAGAGGAGCGGGGGAUUGAGGACGAAGCAGGCGGGAAGAGGGUCGUGCCGCGGGAGUUAGAUAGAAGUCGCCGGAAAAUGAUCGGUCUCUGCCGGCGGUAAAUUAUUUUUGCUGUAUCUGUUUCUCUGUCUCGCUCUUCAGUCUCUGUUCGCUUGUUUGAAUCCAAACUCGUUCGCUAAAGUGGGUGAUACCGAGCUCCGAAGCUAUGGGGUACUUGCUCAAAGAGGUGCUCAAGUCGCUGUGCAGUCCGAAUCAGUGGUCCUAUGCUGUGUUCUGGAAGAUCGGAUGUCAAAACCCUAAGUUAUUGAUUUGGGAAGAUUGUUAUUAUGAACCCUCACCAUGUUCUGCUCCAUGCAUUUCUGGAUCUGAGACUUUUAAAGAGUGGGAGGGAUCCUGGGAUUCUCCGGAAAUUCGCUCCUCUCAGCUUCGGAGUCAAUUAGGGGACAGAGUCCAUUCACUGAUAAAUGAUAUGAUGAUUAAUAAUCAAGUUUAUGUAGUGGGUGAAGGGAUAGUUGGGCGAGCUGCAUUUACAGGACACCAUCAGUGGAUUCUUUCAAACAACUACAAUAGGGAUGCCCAUCUAUCAGAGGUUCUAAAUGAGGUUCGUCACCAAUUUUCAGCUGAAAUGCAGACAGUUGUAGUUAUUCCUAUUCUUCCGCAUGGGGUUGUUCAACUUGGUUCUUCUUUGUCUAUUAUGGAGAAUAUUGGACUUGUAAAUCACGUGAGGAAUCUUAUCUUGCAACUGGGAUGCAUCCCUGGUGCUCUUUUAUCUGACAACUAUGCAACAAUAGAUUCUGCUGAGAAAAUUGGAGUACCAGUUACUUUUGGAGUGCCCGUAUCUGUGGAACCUUCUGGAAGUUAUAAAGUGACAAAUCCCUCACUUUUGAUGGUUGAUGACUGUAAAAAACAAAGCAAUUUAUCUCAGGCUUCAAGGCUUGUUGGUCAAUCAUCUCAUUCUGUAAUAGGGGAGAUUCGGAAUAACCUGUGGACUACUGCCUCAACAUUUCGACCUCCUAACAAGAUCCAAACAAUGCCUACAUCCCAUGAUGACAUUUGCCAACAAAAAGUAACUCCUAUGAUGAAGCCAAAUUUUUCUAUCAACAACAAACUUGGGAGUGGAGUUGUGGGAGCUGAAGUGAUCCCCUCAAAUCCUGUUGCAUGGCAGAGCCAGCAGUCUUCUUUCUGCAAUUCAAGAUCUGGGUUGAAUUAUCAACCUGAAUUUGGCCAAUUGGGGGGAAGUGAUAGCAACCAAAAUAUAAUGGAGCAACAUAUUUUGUCAGGUGCUGGUGUUCAAGAUCAUCUCAAUAUGAACUCAAGUGCAUCAAGUACUUUGAAAAUGUCUCAACCGAGAAGAAAUGGAGGGCUAAUGCUUGAUUCCCACGUAGCUUCUGUUGCUACUCCAUUGUCUGAAGGAAGUAAGUUACAUGGUGAAAUCGAUAAAUAUCGUUCAAAGCCAAAUUCAGUUCCUUGUUCUCUUCCAAGACUAUAUAGAGCAGAUGACAGUAAUCUUUCUGGUGCACAUCUCACUGAACUUGGGCUUCCAUAUGCUUGUUCAUCGAAGACACAGGGGGUUCCUUUACAUGGUCUGGCGGAUCAAUUAACUUCCAGUAACAUGCUUUCAGGAGAAGUUGAUCAAAGACGGAUUUCCACAGUUGUGAAGCAUAAUCAAACCAAGUUGGCACAAAGGGAACAUAAAAUGGAUACUGAGUUUUUUCAAGGCCUUGAGAUCCUACUCCACCAUCCAGACAAGCAUAUGUCUUUGAGUGAGCAUAUCCCUGGUUUUUCUCCUGAUUACCAGAACCAUGACAGUGGAAAUAAGAUUCCCUCUGCAAAUGCUAAGCAUGAAGAUGCAUGUACCCAGCCUCCAUCAGGGGACGACUUAUUUGAUAUUUUGGGUGUGGAAUUUAAAAAUAAACUACUUAGUGGCACUUGGAAUAAUUUUCUUGCUAAUGGGCCAUAUGUAAAUACGCAAAAUCUGGGUGAGAAUUCUUCAGUGUUAAUGAACAUGGAGGGUGUGGGUUCAGAUUUGUGUCCAGUAAGUGAAGGAAUAUCGGAGAGUGGUAUCUUCACUGGGAUAGGCAGUGACCACCUUUUAGAUGCUGUGGUCUCUAGGGCUCACUCUGCUUCCAAGCAGAGGUCAGAUGAUGAUGUGUCUUGUAGGACGACAUUAACAAAGAUCAGUAGCUCCUCUGUUCCUAGUAGUUCUCCCACCUAUGGACGGGUUAGUAUGUCUGAUCAAGUGCAGGGGGAGUUUUUUGGCCUUCCUAAGCCUCCAGGAAAACUAGGGACUGUAGAAACUAGUUCUCUUAGACCUGGUUACAGCAAGGAUGAUGCAGGAAACUGUUCUCAAACUACUUCCAAUUAUGCAUCUCAUAUCAGUUCAUGGGUUGAGCAGGGUAGUAAUGUGAAGCGUGAUAGUAGUGUGUCAACGGCAUAUUCUAAGAGGCCUGAUGAAAUCAACAAAUCAAACCGCAAAAGGCUUAAACCUGGGGAGAACCCGAGACCGAGGCCAAAGGAUCGCCAGAUGAUCCAAGAUCGUGUGAAGGAGUUGCGGGAAAUUGUGCCAAAUGGAGCAAAAUGUAGCAUAGAUGCACUACUUGAACGUACCAUCAAGCAUAUGCUUUUCUUGCAAAGUGUCACAAAGCAUGCAGACAAGCUAAAACAAACCGGGGAGUCCAAGAUUGUUAGUAAAGAAGGUGGACUGCUUUUGAAAGACAAUUUUGAGGGAGGGGCGACAUGGGCAUAUGAGGUUGGCUCACAAUCCAUGGUCUGCCCCAUUAUAGUUGAAGAUCUGAAUCCACCUCGUCAGAUGCUUGUGGAGAUGCUUUGUGAAGAACGGGGUUUCUUUUUAGAAAUAGCUGAAAUUAUCAGAGGAUUGGGUUUGACCAUCUUGAAGGGGGUGAUGGAAGCUCGAAAUGAAAAAAUAUGGGCACGCUUUGCAGUUGAGGCAAAUAGGGACAUAACGAGGAUGGAAAUAUUUAUGUCUCUAGUUCGCCUCUUGGAGCAAACUGUGAAGGGCAGUGCAGGAUCAGGUAAUGGCAUUGACAACAACAAUAUGAUGGUCCACUGCUCUCAUCCCCAAGCUGCCCCUAUACCUGCAACUGGAAGGCCCAGUAGCUUGCAAUGAUUGGCUGCAUGCUAUACGGGUUCUUGUUGAGAGCGAGCUCGGAAUUUGCUUGCAAUGACUAACAUGGAUUCCGGUGGUUCUAACUUUUGACCAAGUUUUUGUCACCCACAAACCAUAUUAUGACUGAGGUUUGUAGGGGAAGAUUUUUAGUUAGUGAAAUGCUGCUCAAGACCCUUUGUGAGUGUGUUCUUUCCUUAUCCAAGGAAUUAGAUAUUUUCCUCUAGAACCUGAAUCUGAGAAGAAUAUUUAGCCAUGGUUCCCAACUAUUGUGAAGCCUAUUGAUAGCGCACACCCUGGAAAACCUGGAUUUAUUUAAUUUAGCUUGAUGGUUAUCUUGUAGGCAGGAGAGGGAUUCUGGGUUCUGUGGUUCACACAUUGUACAGAAGAUGUGGAACAUGAAAUAGAGAGGUGUUGAAGUGUUUUAGUUGGCAAAUCUUUUUUUUUUUUUUUUCUUCUACUACUGGAUUUUCCUGGGUAAUUGAUGUUACUUAUGUUAAUGUAAUGAUGAAUGUCUUUGAUUCUGGAAGA
Molecule: messenger RNA, 4098 nt
Organism: Corylus avellana
Lineage: Eukaryota; Viridiplantae; Streptophyta; Magnoliopsida; Fagales; Betulaceae
Gene: LHW
Product: transcription factor-like protein
Biological process (GO): regulation of DNA-templated transcription
Molecular function (GO): DNA-binding transcription factor activity; protein dimerization activity
Source: RefSeq, a predicted model, not a curated record